UAGCGAGGUGCAGAAGAAUUUUGAUUUCUUGAAUGAUAACUUCAGUAGCGAGAUAGCAGAAGAAUUUUAUGAUUUCUUGAAUGAUAACUUCAGUAGCGAAGUUCUUUUGAUAGCGGAAGAAUUUUAUGAUUUCUUGAAUGAUAACUUCAGCGAGGAGCAGAAGUUUGAUUUCUUGAAUGAUAACUUCAGUAGCGAGGUGCAGAAGAAGCUUGAUUUCUUGAAUGAUAACUUCAGUAGCGAGAUAGCAGAAUAA
This is a messenger RNA of Acaulospora colombiana, 253 nucleotides long. Lineage: Eukaryota; Fungi; Glomeromycota; Glomeromycetes; Diversisporales; Acaulosporaceae. The record is from the annotation of a GenBank genome assembly.